GGACCAUAACACGUCACCCAGCCACAGACAGACAGACAGCCAGAGAGAGAGACCACAGACACUGCCACAGUGACAGCCUGGGACCAAGACACUGCCACAGUGACAGACACUGCCAGAAACCACCACAGAGACAGCCUGGGACCAGAGAGACCGCAACAGUGACAGCCCGGGAUCACAGAGAGUUAAUGCACUGACAGCCUGGGAGCUGGGAAACUGCCACAGUGACAGCCUGAAAGCUGGGGCACUGUGUCUCCUAUACUGGCAGUCUGGGACUUACACAGGGAGAGUGACAAUUUUAGGACCUUGCACCCCUCUUACCGAAUAACAGCCACUUAUUGAUCACAAUAAGGUCUUCAGAAAUAUUCAGGGGCAGAUGCUCACGUUUUACUUGAGACCUGAGGCAGUUAUUCUACACGACUCCUUCACUUCCUAUACUGGACUGAAACUGAAAAAAUCAUUCUGGGUGGAUAUGAUCAUAUUCUAAAUCCGUGAUAAAUUACCUGCACAUUUAAUAUUCUGGGGUGAAUUAUAUUCUUAGUGUAUGGGUUGUGCAUAUACAAUGGAAGUUCUUAUUACAAACUGUGGCUUAAUGCCCAGAAGAGUUAUACUGUAGCUGAUUUAACUUCUAUUGUAGAGUUUGGACCAUUUUUUAUUUUUAAUUUUUUUAUUCAAUAAACUUUCAGUACAAUUUGAAAUCCAAUCUCAGGUUUUCAGUCCUGCCAUCGUCAUCCUCGUUGAAACAAAUUUGAUGAUUCCAAGAACUCUCUAAAAGUUUCAAAUGCUAUUAAUCCUACUUUUGUGAUUAGCAUUUUCUGUAUUUUGAUAUCCGUCCAGUCUGUUGUUUUUUUUUUGUUAAAAGCUCAACUUUAUUUUUUAAUUUACACAUUUUUCUAAUUUAUCUACAGAGCAAGCUAUUUUUGUACAUUUUAUAUGGUUUUGUCUUGCGUUUGGAAAACGAUAUACAUAUUUAUAUAAAAAUUUUGUUGGCUUUGAGGAAUCACAAACAUGGCUGCUUCCAACUGGGGCCUUAUCAUGAAUAUAGUGAACAGCAUUGUGGGAGUCAGUGUGUUGACAAUGCCAUUCUGUUUUAAGCAGUGUGGAAUUCUACUGGGAACACUUUUACUUCUGCUAUGUUCAUGGAUGACUCACCAGUCCUGCAUGUUCCUGGUGAAAACAGCAAGUGUUACCAAACGUCGGACAUACGCUGGUCUUGCUUUCCACGCCUACGGAAAAGCCGGGAAAAUGCUGGUGGAGACCAGCAUGAUUGGUUUAAUGCUGGGGACCUGCAUUGCUUUCUACGUUGUGAUCGGAGACUUGGGCUCCUCGUUCUUUGCCAGGUUACUAGAACUCCAGGUGACUGAAGGAUUCCGCAUUUUUCUCCUGUUCGCAGUCUCUCUGUGCAUCGUCCUCCCUCUUAGCCUCCAGCGCAACAUGAUGGCUUCGAUCCAGUCUUUCAGUGCGAUGGCUCUAAUGUUUUACAUGGUCUUCAUGUUUGUGAUUGUGCUGUCCUCUUUUAAACAUGGCCUUUUUAGCGGGCAAUGGAUGGGUGAAGUCAGUUAUGCCCGCUGGGAGGGCGUCUUCCGCUGCAUACCUAUCUUUGGGAUGUCAUUUGCGUGCCAGUCCCAAGUCCUGCCCACCUACGACAGCCUGGAUGAACCCUCUGUUAAGAUCAUGAGCUCGAUCUUUGCUCUAUCGCUCAAUGUGGUGACCACAUUCUACGUGACCGUGGGCUUCUUCGGCUAUGUCAGUUUUACAGACACUAUUGCUGGUAACGUGCUGGUUAAUUUCCCCUCAAAUCUGGUGACCGAGAUGAUCAGAGUGGGCUUCAUGAUGUCCGUGGCGGUCGGCUUUCCAAUGAUGAUAUUGCCGUGCAGGCAGGCCCUCAACACUCUUCUAUUUGAGCAGCAGCAAAAAGACGGAACAUUCGCUGCUGGUGGAUAUAUGCCUCCUUUGCGAUUUAAAGUGCUCACGCUCACUGUAGUUUUUGGCACCAUGCUGGGUGGGAUACUGAUCCCAAAUGUGGAGACCAUCCUGGGUGUCACUGGAGCCACCAUGGGCAGUUUAAUCUGUUUCAUCUGCCCGGCUCUUAUUUACAAGAAGAUCCAUAAGAAGGGCCUUUCUUCACAGUUUAUCCUGGCAGUUGGCCUGGUGGUUCUGGUGAUCAGUACCUACACUACUCUGACGGUGACAGGGGAGACUUCAGUACUAACCAAAGUCGACCCUAAGAAGGAAGGGGGGAUUAAGAAUUUAGAGGUGGAACCAGUGCCAAAGCUUCCUGUAUUACCAGCUGAUAACCCAAAGGUGGAUGAGCCGGCUGAUGACAGAGACAAACCCAAGAAGCCAGAGAUGGAACAGCCACAGAUUAAAGGACCCAUUGAUGUUCCAGAUCAACAGGAGGAAGUGGUGGUCAAGAGGAAAAAGGAGGAGGACCAGCUGGACAGACCUGGCCAAGGCAUUGCAGUCCCUGUGGGUGAGGCUCACAGACAUGAACCGCCAGUGCCGCGAGAUGAGGUUGCUGUGGAUGAGAGAAAAGAUCACGAGGAGUCUAAUGAGAAGAAGCGCCCGGCUGACGGGGCUAAUAAUGUCUUGGUAGAGGUGGGGGACAAACAAGAUAAUAAGCCAGAUGAGAAAGACCAGCUUCCCCCCAUCAAGGAUGACAAUGAACAAGCACCGCAACAGCCACCGCAGAAAGAAGGCGACUUCGACAAAGUGCAGGAAAAUAAGGCUUCCGUCGUGGAUCAGGAGAAGGAGCAACCACCGUAUAAAGAGAUCAAGGCUGCUGCCAAAAAUGUUGAUAUUCCUGAGGAGGAAAUAAAGAACCCGGUAGUUCUACCAGUAGUUGAAGCCGAGAAAAACAAUCUGGACCAGCUUGAAAAAGCACUGGAGAAUCAACUCAUUGCAGAUGGAAAGGAGGCAGUGGCCGCUGAACUUGAACAACGAGAAAUCCACAAUGCUGAGAAGAAGGCGGGUGAGAGCCAAGAAGAAGCGGGGAAAGAGGAGAUUCUGGAUCACGCCAUAUUGCUCCAAGUUAUCAAGGAACAGCAGGUGCAGCAGAAACGCUUACUAGAUCAGCAGGAGAAGCUGUUAGAAGUGAUCAAAGAACAACACAUGGAAAUCCACCAGCAGAAGGAAGAGGUGGAACAGCAAGAAAAGGUUGAAGGGCAAGCCGUAGUGAUACCUAGAAGCAAAGAAGAUGUCAAAGCUGCCAACUUGGAAAUACAAUCAGAAAUCAAACCAGCCCCUCUGGAAGACAUCGGAAAAAAUGUUGAAACUGAUGAGAAAGAAGUUAAGCAUGUUGUGCCCCAAGAGCUACCAGCUGAGGUUAAACAGGAGAAUGAGAAAAUCAUUCCCCUGAAUAAACAGGUAAAGUUGGUGGUGACAGAGAAUCGUAGGAAUGAAGAACCUGUUGGAGUUCAGAAAGUACAGGUAGAACCCAUUCAAAAUGCAGAUCAUGCUCCAGUACCAGAAAAACCAAAACAGCCUGUUUUAAAACCAUUGGUGCAGAAUCCAGUUCCAGAAGACCGAGAACCACUGAAGGACCAAGACAAAGGCCUUCUGAAAAAGGAAGAUCUCAAUCAACACAGAACUCUGCAUAAAUCAAAAGAGUUAAAAAUGGAGUCUGACUCGAAGGACAAAAUCCAAGUGCAGGAACAGCCAACAGAGGAAAAACAGAAAGUGAAACCCGCAGGAGUUGACCUGCAGAAGAAAACUAAGCAGGUGGAAAAAGACGAGGGGAGAAUAGUCCAAGCUGAAGUUCCCAGAGAGGAUCAAGAUGUCCAGAAACAAAACCUAGCCGUCAACUUACGAGCAGAUGAAAACAAUCCUCCUGUGGAAGUCAAAAAGCUUGCAGAAGACCAGAAAGUUGCAGAAAAGGAGAUUAAAGAGGGCAAGGUAGACGAAGCACAAGAGCAUGAUCAGGGUAAACCAAAUCGAGACCUGAAGCUCCAAAAUGAUCUGGAUCUGAAGAGGAGGAAAAGAGACCUUGAAGAGGAUAAAGAACCACAAAUCAUUAGCUUGGAUUCCGUCCCAAACCUUAAGGUUAAUGACCUACGUGGAGCCCUGGAGACACGGCUCAAUCAGGCAGCCGAGGGGGUACUUCAAAUUGUCCACAGCCGGCAAAUCAAACAGCUAAAAGAGGAAGAGAAGAAAAGAUGAGCAAAUUCUGACUUUUUGACUAUUGAAAGAGCAAGUCCUGCAAUUAAUCCUUAGGGCCACAUACCAAAGAGGCCUUCAGCUUUGUGUAGCUCCAUUUUGUUGUAGGCCUAAAUAUAUUGAUUCUUAGAUGGAAUAGCUCUUUCCUACCCAAAACACAGCCGCAUGGGAAAUGUGUUUUCUGCAAAUUAUCUCGUAAGAAUAAAAGGGAAACUGAUUUAUUAACCUCCCUCCAGCAUGGACUCCAAACAUCCUUACAAGAAAGGAGACAGCCCUAGUAACAAUCAAACUAUAUUCUCCCCAUUCUUUACUCAGUAGUAACUGAACCUGGUACCAAGUAAUUGGGCUUGGUACAAGCAAGAUAGGAAUUGAAAUGCUUGCAUAUUUUUUUAAGAAGCCCCGUUAAUUCUAACAAUAUGCUGCAAAUCCACACCAUUCCAAGUGUAAUAACACAUCUUGUUAUCUCUCAGACUCCAUAAUGAGGAGUAGCUGUGGCCCACAAAUUAGAAUUCCCAGUACUGGAGGAGUACAGCUUUCUAAGCAGCAGGGGGCAGUGUACUUUAAAAGGAAGACAAUAAUGGAAUAAAUAGGUUCUGCUUAAAGAUUAAAAACCUAUUUUGUUGACAUGAUAGCAUGAUGUUUCACUUCCUAAGUGUGUAUUCAGAUUUUAGCUCCGCUUUGUUUUAUCAUUCUCCUAACUUCUAACGUCUCAUCAAUAAUUCUGUAAAAGCAUGCAAUUUAAGAUGUGAUUAUGAGAGGAUUUUACAUGAUUGGAAGGAUACAGUUGGGCAUUUUCUUAAAAAGUUGCAUUUUAAAACCAAUUCACUGUCAUUUUACCAUUCACACUGAUAUCUCGGCUGACUUAAGAGGGGGCAAAAUGCCUUUAGAUAUCGAAACCAAAGUCCCCCCCCUCCCCCCCCAGUACCAGUGGGAACUUUAUAUCCACCCGAAGCACAUCUCAAAAAGGCAUAUCUACUAAAGGGAGAAUUCGGGUUGAAUUUCAAAUGCAAGGUAAAAAAAACCAAGCAAACUGGAAACAUUCUCUAAGUUGGCUUUGCUUUUAAUGUGGCUACUUUGGCCUUUGGAAUUCACUUUAAUUCUCUUUUUAGUAAAUAACCCUGUACGUCCCAAUGGUUUAUAUAAAGGCAGACUGGAAGAAGUCGAAAUUGGUAUCAGGAUCCCUGCUGCCAGAGAGCACUGACGUGAAUAUAAAAUGUAGCACAAAGUUUGAUUGUUCAUCAUAUAGGACCAAUGUGUUAAAUCAACUCUCCACGCACUAUAACCACUACAACUCAUUGUAAAGGUGUAAUGGUUAAGACGCAUGGAGUUGAACUGUUUUAGACGUGUUUGUUUUCUUACCGUGUGUUUACCAGGAACCUCUCUCUGCCUCCACUACUGAUGAUGGAGACUCGAUGUAUGAGAGGUAUUCCAUAUUGGUGUCUUAAAGCCACGGUUUGAAAUAAUGCGAGUGCUGCACCAUUUGUGGGGUAUUUUAAGUGAACCUAUCUUAAAGAGUUUUACUUUAAGUGCUACAUUUCCUGAAGCUCUAUUAAAAAAUGACCCCUUCUUCAACACUGCCGCCAUGCCUGGUUCCGGGAUGUAAUCUAAGUGACAACUACCGUCUGUUCCCUCAUAACUCUUGUUGGAGGGUUCUCCUGCUGAAGCCUGUGAAUCCUUCACCCUAGAGGGCAAUGGCUUUGGUAUAGCUGUGAGUAACGAGAAUUGAUUGACAGGCGAGGACAAGGCUAUUUAAUUAAAAUAUUUAUAUAUGCUGUCUUUGAAAUGUAAUGCUGUUUGAUAAGUGUAUAAAUCCAGAGUUUAAUGAAAGGUUCACUUUAACAGCAGUCAAAUCUCACAGGUAUUUAUAUUGAGAUCUUAAAAUACUCCAACUGUUAAUAAAGCUUCUCUGAUGAGCUCCAACUCAGCCGCUGUUUUGCUGCGUACAUUGUAGAUCUUUGUAAUCCAUUCGUUUGAAAUCAUUUUCUUUUUUUCAUUGUACAUUGUGAAAAGCAAGUUGCUACCCAUUCUGGUGUCUAUUUCCCUAAUUGUGAAAGUAAAUGCCGGCAUGACAAUGUGCUAAUCAGCAUUCCCUUAUUCACAGGCCACGUUUCUUGGAUAAUAUUUGAUUAUUUUAUAAGACAAAGCGUAAAGAUUAUGCAAGCGGCUGGAAAAGCGGGACAUUCUUAUAAUAAAAAGAUCUGAUAAAUAGACUGC
Messenger RNA from Pelobates fuscus (common spadefoot toad), 6366 nucleotides. RefSeq names its product solute carrier family 38 member 10 (gene SLC38A10). The record is from RefSeq and is a predicted model, not a curated record. The coding region runs from base 1006 to 4155 and encodes 1049 amino acids. Gene Ontology annotation, molecular function: L-amino acid transmembrane transporter activity. Lineage: Eukaryota; Metazoa; Chordata; Amphibia; Anura; Pelobatidae. The transcript is spliced from 16 exons. Gene Ontology annotation, biological process: amino acid transmembrane transport.